AUGAUAACAAACUAAUUAUUUAACCCAUAAAUAGUUUCUUAAAAUAAUAAUUUUGGAAAGAAAGAAAAGAAAAUCUGCUGCUUAUAUCCACAUAGAGUCUUUGUGUGUUAUGAUUUAAUAAGAAAACUUCCUGUACCUCUAAAGGAGGUUCAUUAUUUUUUAAAAGUUAAUCCAGGCUUUUUAAUUGUAGAAUUACAAUAAACCUAUUCAACUUAAGGCUACAAUGAACCAAUAGAAUUAGAAUACUUAUUUUCAAUAAAUAAAAAUGCUGCCGUAACAAAAAUGAUAGUAGAAUUAGGAGAUUCAAAAGUAUAUGGAAUAGUCAAGGAGAAAGAAGAAGCAAAAAAGGAAUAUGAAGAAGGUUUAAAGUAAGGUAAAACGAUGGCUUAUAGUGAAAAAGAUGAAGAAUUUCCUGAAAUAAACAGAGUAAAGAUUGGAGCCCUUGCUCCAAAUAAAUAACUAAAAAUCACUUUUGAAUAUAUAUAACCUCUUGAAGUAUUCUUGAAUAAAUUUUGGAAAGUUGAAGUAUAUCCUAUGAUUGAUAAAAACUAUUUUAGCUAAGAGUAAUAAUAGAGAACUAAAAAUAUAUAUUAUGAAAGAUUGAACAGAUAUGUUUAACAGUAUGUAUUGAUUGAAAAAUUUGAAUUCAAUUUCAAGCAAAAUAUUAGUGUUUUAAUAGAUAUUGGUACUGCAAUCACUUAUUACAAAUGUCCAACCCACUCAAUUUUAAGUGGAAAUGCUAAAAAUGAAUAUGCAAAGUAGACAUUAGAAUUAGAGGAAAUAAAUCCUAAAAAGCUGAAUUUGAUGUUAGAGGAUACUCCAUCCAAUUUUAAUCCAACAAAAUAAUUUACAUUACUAUUAUCAAGUGAUGAUAUUAAUUUACCUAGAGCAUUUUUAAGUCAUACAAAUAUUGAUGCAUUAUUUACAUAAAAAUAUUGCGCUACAUUAACAUUUAUUCCAAAGUUUAAUUAAAUAACUUUAGAUGAUGCAUAUUCAUAAUAUUUAGAAGGAUAUAAUAGAGCUGAUGAUCAAGUAAUUAACAGAGGAAAUUAUGUAUUUUUCAUAGAUAGAAGUGGAUCUAUGAGCGGGAAAAGAAUUGAAAAAGCAAAAUAAUCAUUAAUUUUAUUUUUAAAAAGUUUACCAGAAGAUUGUACAUUCAACAUAAUUUCAUUUGGAACAACGUUUAGAUCAUUAUGGACUGAUUCUAAAAAAUAUUCUUAAGAUACUUUAGAAGAAGCUCUUAAGCAUGUCCAGAAUAUGAGUGCAAAUAUGUAAGGAACAGAAAUUCUUAGACCAUUAUAAGAAGUUAUAUAUAAUAAAUUUUAAGGGAAAUCAACAAAUACUACGCUGAAUAUUUUCUUACUUACAGAUGGAGAAGUUGAUGCCCCACCUAUAAUAGAAUUAGUGAAGUAAAAAAAUAAAGCAGAAACUAGAGUUUACACAAUUGGAAUAGGAGAGGGAUGCAGUUAAUAUUUAAUAAAACGUUUAGCAGAGGUUGGAAAUGGUAAAUAUUAAUUUGUUAGUGAUGAUGAAGAUAUUAAUGCAAAAGUAAUUGAUUUAUUAGAAGAUUCCUUAACUCCUUAUUUAAAUGCAUUUAAUUUAGAGUGUAAUGUCAAUAGUAUUGCUUAAAUAAUUCCUAAUCCAGAAUCAAUUGUUUGUUUAAAGAAGAAUUAAGAAUUAACUAUUUAAAUCUUAUUUUCUAUUGAUUAAUAGAAUGAUGAUUUAUAAUUCACUUUAAGUUGCUUUGAUCCAUAAGAUUAAAAACCAAUCAAAUAUACUGUUUCAUUAAAUUUAAAGAAUUCAUAAGAAAAUGAAUACUUUCAUAAAUUAGCUGCCUAUAAACUUAUCACUUUUUAUGAAAAUAGUCUUAAUUACGGGGAUAAUAAUUUAAAUUUUAUAAAGAUUGACAAAUAAACAAUUGAUGAGCAAGAUAUUAUAAAUACAUCAAUAACUCACUAGAUAUUAAGUACUAAAACAGCUUUUGUAUGUGAGGUUUGUGAAUUAGAAGAUCAAUUUAAAUAAUAGAUGAGAUAAAAAUUGUAUAUCACUUCAAAUAAACACAAUAAUGAAGAAGAUCAUAUUAAUUUAAUGGUAAAUCCCUAUAAUUGUUCAGGAGGAAUGAAAAGAGCUAAAUGUCAAAUGUCAAGAUAAAUUAAAUAUGAGAAACCAAUGUCACAAUUAAAUUAUAGAGGUACAGAUGUGAAAAUGAAAAAUUUAGAGGCAAACUAAGGUAAUUUAAGAUUAAAAAAAUAGGAAAAAGAACAAGUAAUAUAAGAAGUAUUUAGAUUAAGAAAAUAGAAAGAAGAACAAAUAUUAUAAGAANUAUUCCAAAGUUUAAUUAAAUAACUUUAGAUGAUGCAUAUUCAUAAUAUUUAGAAGGAUAUAAUAGAGCUGAUGAUCAAGUAAUUAACAGAGGAAAUUAUGUAUUUUUCAUAGAUAGAAGUGGAUCUAUGAGCGGGAAAAGAAUUGAAAAAGCAAAAUAAUCAUUAAUUUUAUUUUUAAAAAGUUUACCAGAAGAUUGUACAUUCAACAUAAUUUCAUUUGGAACAACGUUUAGAUCAUUAUGGACUGAUUCUAAAAAAUAUUCUUAAGAUACUUUAGAAGAAGCUCUUAAGCAUGUCCAGAAUAUGAGUGCAAAUAUGUAAGGAACAGAAAUUCUUAGACCAUUAUAAGAAGUUAUAUAUAAUAAAUUUUAAGGGAAAUCAACAAAUACUACGCUGAAUAUUUUCUUACUUACAGAUGGAGAAGUUGAUGCCCCACCUAUAAUAGAAUUAGUGAAGUAAAAAAAUAAAGCAGAAACUAGAGUUUACACAAUUGGAAUAGGAGAGGGAUGCAGUUAAUAUUUAAUAAAACGUUUAGCAGAGGUUGGAAAUGGUAAAUAUUAAUUUGUUAGUGAUGAUGAAGAUAUUAAUGCAAAAGUAAUUGAUUUAUUAGAAGAUUCCUUAACUCCUUAUUUAAAUGCAUUUAAUUUAGAGUGUAAUGUCAAUAGUAUUGCUUAAAUAAUUCCUAAUCCAGAAUCAAUUGUUUGUUUAAAGAAGAAUUAAGAAUUAACUAUUUAAAUCUUAUUUUCUAUUGAUUAAUAGAAUGAUGAUUUAUAAUUCACUUUAAGUUGCUUUGAUCCAUAAGAUUAAAAACCAAUCAAAUAUACUGUUUCAUUAAAUUUAAAGAAUUCAUAAGAAAAUGAAUACUUUCAUAAAUUAGCUGCCUAUAAACUUAUCACUUUUUAUGAAAAUAGUCUUAAUUACGGGGAUAAUAAUUUAAAUUUUAUAAAGAUUGACAAAUAAACAAUUGAUGAGCAAGAUAUUAUAAAUACAUCAAUAACUCACUAGAUAUUAAGUACUAAAACAGCUUUUGUAUGUGAGGUUUGUGAAUUAGAAGAUCAAUUUAAAUAAUAGAUGAGAUAAAAAUUGUAUAUCACUUCAAAUAAACACAAUAAUGAAGAAGAUCAUAUUAAUUUAAUGGUAAAUCCCUAUAAUUGUUCAGGAGGAAUGAAAAGAGCUAAAUGUCAAAUGUCAAGAUAAAUUAAAUAUGAGAAACCAAUGUCACAAUUAAAUUAUAGAGGUACAGAUGUGAAAAUGAAAAAUUUAGAGGCAAACUAAGGUAAUUUAAGAUUAAAAAAAUAGGAAAAAGAACAAGUAAUAUAAGAAGUAUUUAGAUUAAGAAAAUAGAAAGAAGAACAAAUAUUAUAAGAAGAAUUUAUAUUAAGAAAAUAGGAAGAAGAACUAAUAUUAUAAGAAGAAUUUAGAUUAAGAAAAUAGGAAGAAGAACAAAAAUUAUUAAGAUAAAAAUUAAGUUCAAGAGGAUAGUAAAAAAAUCAAAUAUUAUAAGAAAAAUAAAUGAAAGAACUAAUAUUAAGAGAAAAAGAGAAAUUAAGACGAGAAGUAGAAGAAUUAGAAUAAGAAAAAAAAGAAAGAUCUAGAGAUAGAGAUAGGUAAAAAAAAUGUCUUUUUGAGGAUGAAGAUGAAGAUGAAGAUGAAGAGUUUGUUGAAAAUAAGUUAAUAUAAAGUAAGGCCUAAUAAUAGAAGAUCUAGUUUAAUCAAAUUGAAUAUGAAGCAUUAAUAUAAUUUGCUUAAGCUAAUGGUUGUUUUUUGUAUGAUGAAAAAAUAGAAUAGCAAAUAAAUGUUGAAGGAUGGAAGAAUGAACAAAAUUAUCCUUAGAAUUUAUGGCUUACUUUAAUUGUUUUGCUAUAUUUAGAUAAGUUUUGUUCUUAAAAUAAAUAGUCUUGGUAGUUAAUACAUAAGAAGGGUGUGUAAUUCCUGUAGAAAAAUGGAUUAAAUUAUAAAUAGCUAAAAGAAUAAUACUUAAACAAAAAUUUAGAACAGAUUUGAAUUAAAUAGUGUGUGUGAAA
Paramecium sonneborni is the source of this 4348-nucleotide messenger RNA. The record is from the annotation of a GenBank genome assembly. Lineage: Eukaryota; Ciliophora; Oligohymenophorea; Peniculida; Parameciidae.